This is a messenger RNA of Pterocles gutturalis (yellow-throated sandgrouse), 555 nucleotides long. RefSeq names its product proline-rich protein 9-like. The record is from RefSeq and is a predicted model, not a curated record. NCBI's taxonomy places the organism in Eukaryota, Metazoa, Chordata, Aves, Pterocliformes, Pteroclidae. The transcript has a single exon. Bases 1 to 555 code for a protein of 184 amino acids.
AUGUCUUACUACGAGCAGUGCAAGCAGCCCUGCCUGCCCCCUCCCAUUUGCUCGCAGACACGCAUCAAGAGCGUGGAGCCCUGCAAGACCGUGUGCGUGGAGCCCUGCAGCACCGUCUGCGUGAAGCCGUGUCCCACACCGUGCGUGGAGGUCUGCCCAACACCCUGUGCCACCCAGUGCACCACAUCCUGCACCACCCAGUGCGUGGAGCCUUGUGCCACCCAGUGCGUGGAGUCCUGCACCACCCAGUGCGUGGAGCCUUGUGCCACCCAGUGCACCACGUCCUGCACAACCCAGUGCGUGGAGCCUUGUCCCACCCAGUGCGUGGAGUCCUGCGGCACGCAGUGCGUGGAAGUCUGUCCCCCUAAGUGCAUUGACACCUGCGUAAAGCCGUGUCCCACUCAGUGCCCAACCCAGUGCACCACCCAGUGUGUGGAGCCCUGUGUCACCCAGUGUGCCACCAAGUGCGAGGAGCCCUGUAUCACCCAGUGCGCCACCAAGUGCGUUGAAUCCUGCGAGACCGUGUGCCUGGAGCCCUGCUCUCGCCCGUGCUAA